GCGUCUGCUGAAACGACUUCGCGUGUUGGCGCUGUCCUCCUCUUCAACGCUCAUAUGCUUCUUGUGUACUCCACCGCUCUGUGAUUUCUAGGUAACAAGGGGAUUGACCUGUUUGGGUUUGGCGAGUUUAGGUCAUCCUUUGUGCAGCCAGCAGACACGCUCCAUCCAAGUUCCUGAAGAGAUAUCCCUUUCAGGUGGAACGUGGUAUGGAACCUUGGUAUGUGAGGGAUUCGAGCCCGAGCCGGGAGACGCGAAAUUAAUCAAGGGUAUGGAAGAAUGGAACGCGUCUUCGACUCGCACCCGACGGAUCCAUCUCGUCUGUACUGCGGCGGUUUUAUUACUCUCCUCUGCAACCGAUCAGACGAAGAUCUUCGCCCUAAUUCUGACGUGACAUCAGAGAACCGAGCGCAUCCCUAUUUUCUCCCGAGCAACCCUGAGGCGAGCGCUAUAAAGCCCAAGCAUAUUCGGUGCGACUCCCCAUUGACUUUCACGUCAGCUCUUCGCCUCCCCUCCUAAAGCAAAACCCUUCUCUGCCUUUUCCUUUACUUACCCCCACGAUCUUUACAAAAUGCGCUCUUUCACCGCCAUCUUCACCGUCGCCGCUGCCGCCUUCGCUGGCUUCGCUUCGGCCGCCCCCGUCGACACUUCUGCUGUCUCUGGUGCCCUUGACACCGUCAAGGGUGUCGUGUCCGGCGUCCCCGUUGUCGGCGGCAUCGUUCCCCGCACGGAUGCUCCUCGUGGUGUCCAGGAGAUCCUAAUUGAGGUCCAGACCAAGAUCACUCCCCUCGUUCAGCAGAUCCAGUUCAUCAAGGCGGACAAUGCCACCGUUGAUGCUCUGACGCCUGUCGUCCAGGGCAUUGAGGGUAUCCUCAAGGGUGUCGUCCCUGAGCUCCAGACUCUCGUCGGCCAGCCCGUCGAGGUCAUCCUUGCCUCUGUCACCGGGACCGCCCAGGUCACCGUCGGCGAGGUUGCCCAGCUCGUUGCUAACAUCCUGACGCUCGUCUUCGGUGCGCUCAACUCGCUCCUCAACGUUGUCGGCACCGGCCUCGCUGCUCUGCAGCCCCUGCUCAACGCCCUCGGCGCCGCCGUCGCCGCCCUGUUGACUGCUGUCCUCGCCGCCGUCAACUCCGUUGUUGGUGGCCUGCUCUCAGCUGUCCUCGGCCUGAUUGGUGACAUCGUUCCGAUCAUCCUGAACCUCAACCUGGCCACUGUGAUCUCCAUUCUCAAGCUCUAAGCGGCCGAUGACCUGAUACCAUUACUUCCGACAUACCCCUCACGCCACAUCUACUCCCUCGCUGUCGUAGCUCAGUAAUAGUAUGCUUUGAAUUAACACUUAA
This is a messenger RNA of Gloeophyllum trabeum ATCC 11539, 1337 nucleotides long. RefSeq lists its product as uncharacterized. The transcript has 4 exons. The coding region runs from base 569 to 1234 and encodes 221 amino acids. Lineage: Eukaryota; Fungi; Basidiomycota; Agaricomycetes; Gloeophyllales; Gloeophyllaceae. The record is from RefSeq and is a predicted model, not a curated record.